Angiostrongylus costaricensis is the source of this 825-nucleotide messenger RNA. Lineage: Eukaryota; Metazoa; Nematoda; Chromadorea; Rhabditida; Metastrongylidae. The record is from the annotation of a GenBank genome assembly.
AUGCAAGUGCGAAAGGAAUGCACGGGUAAAUCUUACAUAGCAAAAGCCGUAGCGACGGAAGCAGAUAACUCGACAUUCUUCUCGGUUUCCUCAUCGGAUCUCAUGUCUAAGUGGCUUGGUGAAUCGGAGAAGUUGGUUAAAAAUCUUUUUGCGCUCGCUCGUGAACACAAACCGUCGAUUAUUUUCGUUGAUGAGAUUGACUCGUUGUGUUCAUCGAGAUCAGAUAACGAAAGCGAAAGUGCGCGGCGCGUGAAAACCGAGUUCAUGGUACAAAUGCAAGGUGUUGGGCUGAACAACGAUGGUGUUCUGGUGCUUGGAGCUACAAAUAUACCAUGGAUUUUAGAUGCUGCUAUUAGAAGGCGUUUUGAAAAACGUAUCUAUAUUCCGCUUCCUGAAAUGAACGCACGUAAAGAUAUGUUCAGACUCGAUGUUGGACGCAACAAUAACAAUUUAACCGACAAUGAUUACAAGAUAUUGGCUGAGCGUACAGAAGGCUACUCUGGUUAUGACAUUAAUAUUCUAGUCAAGGAUGCUUUAAUGCAACCGGUUCGACGUGUGCAAUCUGCUACUCACUUUAAAUAUGUGAGUGGACCAUCACGAAAGGAUCCUUCGAUGAUAGUGCACGAUCUGCUGACACCUUGUAGCCCUGGUGAUCGCGGAGCGAUGGCUAUGAGCUGGCUCGAUGUGCCCGGAGACAAACUAGCUGAACCUAUACUUACCAUGCAAGACAUGUUGAGGUCGCUUGCUACAGUAAAACCGACAGUUAACAAUGCCGAUUUGACGAAAUUGGAGCAGUUUAAGAAUGAUUUUGGUCAAGAAGGAUGA